Funneliformis geosporum is the source of this 722-nucleotide messenger RNA. Lineage: Eukaryota; Fungi; Glomeromycota; Glomeromycetes; Glomerales; Glomeraceae. The record is from the annotation of a GenBank genome assembly.
AAACUUGUUUACAAAGAAAUGUUUUUAAACAUAUAUCAAAAAUAGCACUUAGUAUUUUGAAGAAACAAUUUAGUGGAGGUAUAAAUAGUUCUAAUCUUUUAUAUAUACAACUUAAUCUAUAUCGAAAUAAAGAGAAUCCUUUUGAUGAUCUAUAUAUGAAAAAUAUGAAUAAUUUUAUCAAUUGGUGGACAUCAUUAGAAUUAAAAAAAGGUGAGGAUCCUAUUAGAAAACUUGCUUUUAAAAUACAUGCAAUUGUAUCACAUAAUGCAAUUUGUAAGCGGAUAUUUUCAGUUUUAGGAUGGUUUAUAGGAAAACGACGUACUAAAAUUAGUAGCAACCGUUUGCAAUCGAUGAUACAAAUGCAUUCGUAUCUUGUAACAAAUGCUAAAACAGAAUUAAGAUUUUUAAAUAAUAGAAUCACUAUAGAAGAACUUGAUAAAACUUUUAAUCAAGUUACUAUAGCAAUGAAUAGUAAUAGUGAUUUAUUUAAUUAUAAUGAGCUUGAUAUUAAUGUUACGCUUAAAAAUCAUGAAAUUGUAGACUUAGAAGGAAUUAAUAAUAAUAAUUUAGAAAUUUCUGAUUUUAUUGAUUUAUCAGCAAAUUUACUUGCAGAUAAUAAUAAUUCUAAUGAUCAAGAUUUUGAGGAAGAAAAUGUAAUUAUUGAUCAUGGAAAUCCAAAUUUUGAUAUUGAUGAAUUGAUAAAUAGUUUUGAAAAUAUUUAA